Molecule: messenger RNA, 4676 nt
Organism: Crotalus tigris (Tiger rattlesnake)
Lineage: Eukaryota; Metazoa; Chordata; Lepidosauria; Squamata; Viperidae
Gene: MLIP
Product: muscular LMNA interacting protein
Exons: 14
Coding region: 248-3097 (949 amino acids)
Biological process (GO): negative regulation of transcription by RNA polymerase II
Cellular component (GO): nuclear envelope; PML body; sarcolemma
Molecular function (GO): lamin binding; transcription corepressor activity
Source: RefSeq, a predicted model, not a curated record
UUUAAUGGGUUCAGUGCCCAAAGGGCAUUUAAUGUUAUCUGAAGCCCGGGUCUCGUCUUCCUGCCAGAGCACUCCUGUUUGUGAGUUUUCUAAAGCUAUAAAUGGAAACUCUAGCUAGGAAGAAAUUAUCACCCAGGCAUUCCGAUCCAGUCCAGUCUCACCACUAGAGUGUGGGCAGUCAUGGUUUCCAACACCUAGCCAGUUAAGCUCCUUCUUUUUGGGAUUUAAAUCUUUCUCUUGCUGGGAAAUGGAGAUAGAAAAAUGUAAAAGACUCUCUUCAGCAAAAGACAAGUUAUCCCAAGAGAAGCUGAAGGUUCCUUUGGAAUCUGGAUUUCCUAGGUUCACCUUUGUCCCUGCCUUUGGAAGACUGCCAAUUCAGUGCUACCUUGUUGACAGCACAACAUUCUGUAAUGAAGUAAUUACUGAAACAAAGGAAGUGGAAAAGUCAUCUGCCAUAGGAAGGGGAAACAAGGGAACUGGUGAAGCUACCAGCUGCCCCAACGAUAAGCACAAACUUUUCAAUCUGCAAGAAGACAAGGCAAAGGGAGGAAAAAUGGAUGGGAAGGAUCUUUUCAAAGCUGAGUUUGUUCUCAUCACCGACUCAGAUGAAGAUACAAAGGCUAUUUUGGGCAACGGCUACGGACAUGAAAGUUCCGAGGGUUUAGCUGUGUUCCAUGUGUCCAGUGGUGAUGAGUGCAAAGGACAAGGGAAUGUGCCACAGAUGCAACAACACACUGACCUUUCCUGCAGUUCAGCCAGUCCACAGAAACCCUCUCAGUUAACUUCUCUUCUGUCUGCUUCUGAUCACCUUUCCCAUAAAUCACCUGCUGCUCCCUUACUUUCUCCAACUAAUCUGAAAGUAGAACACGGACUGGCCGUUCCAGGCCAUCAGGCUUCUUCUCACCAAGAAUCUCAUAGCCAGUGGCGGUCUGCAAAUGGAUCCUGCAUCCACCAGACAUCCACCUAUUUCCAGUCUGCUACAUCUUCCAGUUUGCCUUCCUCCGUACCGAAAAUACUCCCUUCCUCAUCUGAAAGCCUUGCAGAUCAUGCUCAAUUAUUCCACAAUGUUCAGAUUCACAAACCCGAAAAGGAAUCCACCUCUUUGCCACGACCAUUAAGCAAGGAUUCCUCUCCUCCCUCACAGAUUCUCACUUCAGCGGAUGUUCCUCCAGGCUCGUCCCCUCAGGCCUAUUCUCCUCUCCCUCCCAAGAAACUGGCCCCCUGGUCCCAGGUUCCCGUUCAUAUUACAACACACGUCUUAUCACCAAGUCCCACCCAACUGCCACCUUCUCCAUACGGAUCCUCCUCAAAUAUAUAUGAUGCAAACAGCCCCUGUAGCCAAAUGUCCUUAAGUGGCAACCCACCAGUGUCUAGAGUUAAAUCUCCUCUUCCAGCUAGACUUUCUCUUUUGACUGCUAUUCUGAAGUCGGGGUCUUCUCCAAAAAGGCCAUUUUCUCCCGUGUCUUGUCCUGCCACUUUUUCUCCCAGUUCUUUUGAUUCUUCAACUCUGGCAAUUGAACAGAAAUUUAAAACUACCCCUCCCAUUCCCAAGAAAGCUGCUUCACAGUUUUCUAUCUUCAGGUCAGAUUCCCCAUACCAAGAUGAAGGUCACUCUUCAGGGCUUUCUAGCACGCCAAGGGACAGGAUGGUCUCCUCAAAGUCCAGUCCUACCCUUCAAACUUGGUCUCCAUCCCCUAAAAGGACGCUUGAUCCCGGGACAUGUUCCCCUGACAAACUGCGUCCUUUGUCACCCACAAUUUCCUCCUACAAGAAAACAGUUGUCUCCCCUCUGCUAAAACCCAAACUGACCAGUUUUUCCUUACCUCCCCAUGUUUUGAGGCAAAGGGUCCUCAAAACACGAGAGCCUGAGAAGUCUACAAAAGUACGCACCUGCUCUCCCACUUUCACUGCCAAGUCCCAUCCAACCCCAACCCUUGCAGUCAACAAAAGGGCCACAGUUUCUCCCACAGCACAAAAACUGUCUUACUCUGCAGCUCCUGUGCAUUCUAGUAAUCAGCCUAAAGAACAUUUGCUACAUGUCUCUGCAAAGGACCGAGGUACGAAUUUGUCAACUCAUUGGCCUUUUUAUCACCAAGAUUCACCGUCAUCUACUCCUCCAAGCUGUAACAUCAACUCCCCUUUGCUUCAGACAAACGCAUCCCCUCUUCAUUCAAACUUCAGAACUUGCCUGCCCUGCUCAAGACACAAGUCCCCAGUGAUCACGCCACCCAGAUCCCUGGCCAGAAAGCAUUCUCCUUGCCCACAGUUGUCAAGAUCAAGGGAGACUAGCUCACCGCUGUUCUUUUCCUUGCCUUCUGAUUGUGAGAAUAAGACUCCUCAGUCAUACAAGAUCAAUGCAAGCUACAAGACACUUGCAGCCAUCCCAACAAACACACUGCUUCUAGAACAGAAGGCACUCGAUGAACAAACCAAAACAGAGCUAGAUGCUGAGGACAGAACUUUGGAUACACAUUCAGAGAUGUGCUCGCCUGCCCAACUCAGGCAACAAACGGAAGAACUUUGUGCUGCUAUUGAUGAAGCCUUGCAAGAGCCUUUGGCCAGGCGCCGAUGUAAUUCCUCUCCAAGUUCCCUGAAGAACAUACUCGAUUCAAGUACAGGCAAAAUGUCUACUGCUCCACAGAGGCCAGCUGGUCGGGAAACCAAAUAUGCCAACCUCUAUUUAACGGCUCCUGCAGUGACUGAGACACAAAAGAUGUAUAUCCCGCCUUUCCUCCAGGAGCUGAAGGAGGCAUACCUCCAACAACCCUGUGAGACAAAGCCUGGAGUAAUCCGACCAACAACCGUAAAAGCAAAAAUAACGAUAAAAGAAGAAGAGCCUGUCCAGCCAAACCCCUUCAGGAAGUAUUUGGAAGAAAGAAGCGAUCUUCAGACUGAACAGACCACUCAUCCAAUUGUGCCUAUUCUUGAAAAUGAAGCACUCAGUUCUAACGAGCUUUCCUCUGUCAGAAGAAAAGACAAACCUUCCUACCAAGAAGAACUAAGUGAAGGAAAUUUUCUAGACACUGAGAGUCCACGCCAAAGAGGUCACUGUCCACUCAGCAGAAACUCGAGAAAUAAUUUUGCAAAACUUAGCUAAGGUAUAGCCAUAAAGAUCUAACACACACACACACACAUACACACACACACACACACACAUAUAUGCCUUAAAUACCAGCUGCUCUGGUGAAAGAAUCUCCAUAUCUGUGAGCGUCCUAAAUUCAUCCAGCUGGCAAUUCAGUAACACCGCAUGCAGGACAAUGUGGCUCAAUCCAAUAAAUAUUAAUAAUGGUAUUAUUUUUAAUUUCUAAUCAUGCUUGGGAUCUUUUGGAGGCUUGCUGAAAUGUAAAGAGGGUGCUGGAGACUGUCGUUUUGCUUUUUAACAUUUUAGAUUUUUUUUUAAAUACUAAGGUAACAUUAAAUAUUUCUUGAAUGUUAUGCUUAUUUCAUGUUUUAAAUGCUAUAAGCCCAGUAAAAUAGGUAAUGUGCAGGGUGCAAAAAGAGAUGUCCAGGAAGACAUAAGUACUCCUAGACAUCACACUGGUGAACCUUAACUCUAUAACAGUUCACAACUGGAUUAUAAACACUGAGUUCAGCCUUCACUAAAAGACUAUCCCAUCAUAAACCUGUUGCACACAUCAUGCUUAGCACUGGUUUGCUUGAAUUGCAGUUUGGCUAAUUUGCAAGAAACAAGUGAGAAUCAGUUGCUGGAUGAGCAAAUUAUUUUUGUAUCACUUGGCCAAUUCCAAUCUUAUUUUAUCCUCUUUUUAGCUGUUUUUGCCUGACACCCUAAUCCUAAGCACCUUUCAUUUGAGGGUUCCUUGGGGCUUUCUGCAGACAUUUAUCACCCAAACUAGGUAACAUCAUCAGUGCUAGUAAGGAGUGGGGUUUCCUCUCCCCCACUCCAUACUAGCACUGAUGAUGUUACCUUCUUCAGUACUGUUGAAACUUUGAAUGGUCACUAAACAAAUGGUUGUAAGUUGAGGACUACCUUUAUUUUCUAUUUUAGUUUAAUUGCUACUUUUACUUUAGUUAUGUUCAAACUCUUUAAUAUAUUACCCUGCAGCUUAAGAAAUAUUUUAUGCAUGCAUGUUACCACAUCUUUAUACCAAAUUUUCACAGUUAUUAGAUAUAAAACCCAAUUCCACAAAAUGCCUGUUUUAAGACUUAAAGAGGAUGUUUUCCUCUGUGCAUUUAUUUUAAAAAAUGUACCAUUACAAAUACAAAUGUACCAUUACAAAUACAAAGCAAUUCUGUAUUCAAAAGAGGGAUUCUACGUUCACAGCAGACAGUGUCGCUCAUUUUGGAAAUAUAUAGAGGGCAACUCCACAUUGCAUUCUAAAGCUGCUCCUGUCCUUUGUUCAUGCUGACUUGACUACGAUGUCCUCCCAUUGGAUGAUUCCCAGUUUCUGGUUUAGGAAGACAAUAUAGGAAGUCCUUGACUUACAACAGUUUGUUUAGUGACUGUUCAAAGUUACAAUGGCACUGAAAAAAGUGAUUUAUUAUUAAUUUUCACAGUUAUACGAUCGUUAUAGCACACACACCCCUGGCUGUGUGAUCAAAUUUCAGAUGCUUGGCAAUUGGCUUAUAUUUAUGAUGGUUGCCAUGUUCCAGGGUCCUAUGUUCCCUUUUGCGACCUUCUGACAAGCAAAGUCAAUGGGGAAGCCAGAUUCACUUAA